AUGCAAGUGGCGAGAGGCGUGCAGUUCUCCACGGUGGUCGACGGCGAGCUGGCGGCGCUGGUCCACCGGAACGCGGUGGUGGUGUUCACGGUGGGCGGCUGCUGCAUGGGCCACGUGGUGAAGCAGCUGCUGCUGGGGCUGGGCGUGGGGCCUGCCGUGGUGGAGCUCGAAGGUGGUGCCGAGAUCCAAGGCCUCCUCCUCCGCCUCUCCGGCGGGCGGAAGGCGGUGGUUCCGGCGGUUUUUGUGGGCGGCGAGUAUCUGGGCGGGGUCGAGGCGGUCAUGGCUUGCCACAUCAGCGGAGCUCUCGUCCCACUCCUCAAAAACGCCGGCGCUCUUUGGCUUUGA
Messenger RNA from Striga hermonthica, 345 nucleotides. NCBI's taxonomy places the organism in Eukaryota, Viridiplantae, Streptophyta, Magnoliopsida, Lamiales, Orobanchaceae. The record is from the annotation of a GenBank genome assembly.